Urocitellus parryii (Arctic ground squirrel) is the source of this 1287-nucleotide messenger RNA. It is a transcript of the gene Lmx1b, whose product is annotated as LIM homeobox transcription factor 1 beta. Gene Ontology annotation, biological process: neuron differentiation; regulation of transcription by RNA polymerase II. Gene Ontology annotation, molecular function: RNA polymerase II transcription regulatory region sequence-specific DNA binding; DNA-binding transcription factor activity, RNA polymerase II-specific. NCBI's taxonomy places the organism in Eukaryota, Metazoa, Chordata, Mammalia, Rodentia, Sciuridae. The record is from RefSeq and is a predicted model, not a curated record. Gene Ontology annotation, cellular component: nucleus.
AUGGAUAUAGCAACAGGUCCCGAGUCGCUGGAGAGGUGUUUUCCUCGCGGGCAGACGGACUGCGCCAAGAUGUUGGACGGCAUCAAAAUGGAGGAGCACGCCCUGCGCCCCGGGCCCGCCACUCUGGGGGUGCUGCUGGGCUCCGACUGCCCGCAUCCCGCCGUCUGCGAGGGCUGCCAGCGGCCCAUCUCCGACCGCUUCCUGAUGCGAGUCAACGAGUCGUCCUGGCACGAGGAGUGUUUGCAGUGCGCGGCGUGUCAGCAAGCCCUCACCACCAGCUGCUACUUCCGGGAUCGGAAACUGUACUGCAAACAAGACUACCAACAGCUCUUCGCGGCCAAGUGCAGUGGCUGCAUGGAGAAGAUCGCACCCACCGAGUUUGUGAUGCGGGCGCUGGAGUGCGUGUACCACCUGGGCUGCUUCUGCUGUUGCGUGUGCGAGCGGCAGCUGCGCAAGGGUGACGAGUUUGUGCUCAAGGAAGGCCAGCUGCUGUGCAARGGCGACUACGAGAAGGAGAAGGACCUGCUCAGCUCCGUGAGCCCCGACGAGUCCGACUCCGUGAAGAGUGAGGACGAGGAUGGGGACAUGAAGCCGGCCAAGGGGCAGGGCAGCCAGAGCAAGGGCAGYGGGGACGAUGGGAAGGACCCACGAAGACCCAAGCGACCCCGGACCAUCCUCACCACGCAACAGCGAAGAGCCUUCAAGGCCUCCUUUGAGGUCUCGUCCAAGCCCUGCCGGAAGGUCCGAGAGACGCUGGCAGCUGAGACAGGCCUCAGCGUCCGCGUGGUCCAGGUCUGGUUUCAGAACCAAAGAGCAAAGAUGAAGAAGCUGGCGCGGCGGCACCAGCAGCAGCAGGAGCAGCAGAACUCCCAGCGGCUGGGCCAAGAGGUCCUGUCAAGCCGCAUGGAGGGCAUGAUGGCCUCCUACACGCCUCUGGCCCCGCCGCAGCAGCAGAUCGUGGCCAUGGAGCAGAGUCCCUACGGCAGCAGCGACCCCUUCCAGCAGGGCCUCACGCCACCCCAAAUGCCAGGGAACGACUCCAUCUUCCAUGACAUCGACAGCGAUACCUCCCUCACCAGCCUCAGCGACUGCUUCCUGGGCUCCUCAGACGUGGGCUCCCUGCAGGCCCGCGUGGGGAACCCCAUCGACCGGCUCUACUCCAUGCAGAGUUCCUACUUCGCCUCCUGAGAGCCAGCUGGGCCCCAGGGACGCUUGGGCACAGGGCCUGGGGUGAGAACGCUGGCCUCGGCAGCCUCCACACGGCCCUGGCCUGCUGCCCACACGGAC